UGCCCUUUUACCAUUGUUUCUUUCCUUCAAAAGUGCCUUUUGGAAGCAGGAGCACCAACCUGGCCACACUUUCUACUAGACUGCACAAUCCUUAUCUUAUAGCCUAAUCCAGUCUUAUCUUUGGCAAUUGACGCUCCGCGCCCUGAUUGCACUGCGCCUGCAGUUCCAUGACACCUCCACCCGGUCAAAUAGACAUAUGCCUAAUCGACGUUUGUUUUUUUGUUUUUUGUCGAAAGCUGAAACAGAAUAAACCAACAUAUGUAGGCUAUGCGUAAUUAAUCAACCUGCACGAUCUGCCAAACGACGACUAUAAGGACGGAUUUGACGAGGGGAAAGCGAUCAUGAAGAUCACCACAUCUCUCGGAGCAUCACUGUCCAAAUAUCCCGUCAGCCGUGCACAUCGCCUCUGACUUUCUUUGGGAUACGGCUUAUUGUUUAACCUCAGUCGGGUCAAUGUAUAUAGACGCGUUCAAACGGAUCCUCUUUGAAAGGCUGAACUGCUUGAAAAGAAUGUGUGUGUGUCAGCGCCAAGGCAGCUCGUUUGCCAUGUCUAAGACAGCGGUGAAGAAGCUGCACUGGCGUUCCAAGGUACAGGACAGCUUCGUCCCCUUGCUAGGCUCGUCGGGGGAACUGGGGAUCGCCAUUGGUGGUGGAGCAGAUUAUGGAGAGUUUCCUUUUGUCACGUCGGCUCCGGGAGGCGGACUCACAGUGGGUGAUAUCAUCCUAGAGAUUGGGGGAACACCAGUAUUAGGGAUGACAUUAGGAGAUGUCCGUGGUGUCCUCAAUUCCUGCCCCCAUCCUAUCCGCAUCAAAACUGUGUCACCAGGCUCAACAUUGUGCAAGGAUCUCAGGUUGUAUCUGAGUAAGUGCUUCACACCCGGCUCUGUGGACAGCCAACUUCAGCAGGUCAUCCGAGAGAACCUCUACCUCCGUGCUGUACCUUGUACAACCAGACAACCUAGAGAUGGGGAAACCCCAGGGGUAGACUACAAUUUUGUCUCCAUUGAGGAGUUCUUCUCCUUGGAGGAGUCGGGAGCGCUGCUUGAGAGUGGAAAAUUCAAAGGAAAUUACUACGGCACUCCUCGACCUGUUCACAUCAGUGCAGAGAGCCCCCCCAUCACAUACCAGGAACACCGCAACCUGCUCAGAAACUUCCGCACACGCAGCAAAUCGCUCAGCAACCUGGAGAAGGCUGCAGAGGAGGCCGGGAACAGUGAGGAGGACUCAGGCCUGUCAGGAGGCUCUGCAGGUCUCAGCAGCAGCGUCACUCCUAGCCAUCGUACGCCCGGUCGGCCCCGGGCAUCCAGCAGUGGGGAUGGUCGUGUCGUAGAGAACGGGAUCAUCAUCAGCAGAAGUGGUGUCAGGGUGAGAGGUGUGAUGCCUGAUCACUGGGAGCAGGCCUUCAGUGACCCAGGGGAGUCUCACUACAUAGAUCGCAACCCAAAGAGGACCAGCUGGCAAAGUCCUCGAGCCUCAAGCAGGGAAACCGUCUACAAAAAUGAAUGGUUCACCGACCUGCCUGGGGAGCUCAGGGGAUUCCCCGUGCACACACACUUAACCAAAGGCUCCAGAGGGUUUGGUUUCAAUAUUGUUGGGGGCAGCAGGCCAAGAGAGUUCCUCCAGGUCUACAGUGUGACUGCAAGUGGACCCUCAGCACUCAAGACAGCGGACAUCCUGGUGUAUAUCAAUGACAUUUGCGUGUUGGGAGUGUCUCACAAAGAAGUGGUAGAGAUGCUGAAGUCGGUGCCUGUGGGCCACAGUGUGGACAUAGAGGUUAGAAGAGGGUAUCCCAUGCUCUACAACCAUGACGGGUGUCCCAAGCAGCCCCCGCCACGACUACUGGACAGCGGGGACCCCAUCCUACCACCCACCACCACCCAACCUCAGCCUCUUCACCAACUACCUCGACUCCCAACACCCACUCCCCAGACCCAACAACUGAACUUUAACGGGGUCCACAGUGACGGGAGCUACAUGGAACCGGGGGUGACUCUAGAUGCUAAUGGGAACGCCACAUCUUUCGGUACCAGGCAGCCGUCCUCAUACAGACGCUCCAGUGUGAGCAACGCUGCCUCUUCCUCUCCUGUACGUUCCUUGAGAAGUUUAGCCAGGCUGCAGUCAUUCGACCCAACGCUUGCCAGCCAGAGUGACAGCGAAGUGGUUUCUGCCAUUGGUUCCCACAGGGCAUCAAUGAUCCGUAAUCACAACAAUAACUCCCUCUCAACACCCCCUCAUCCUUUGCAUCACGGCACAUCUAAGUCAUCUGAGAGUGAUCUGUCCACCUGCACCCUAUCGGGGUCCCGGCUGCCCCAGCCUCAGUCACCGAGGAGGCCCAUGUCCUCCCCCGGUGGCCCCAACAGCACUCACUCCCACCUCUUCAGACCGCAGACCUCCCAUCUCAGACCUCCUCCCACCCCUGAUAGCCCUUACCACCGGGGCUUCAAUGGUUUUCAAGGCAACACCAGCCCCACUGCAAGUCCCAGCAGCAUGUCCUCUCCUGGGGCAAUGAGCAUGGGCAGUGGAAUUGGCAGUUUGAGUGGAGGGGAGCUAGUGCCAGUGGUCUUGGCCCAGAGUGAAGGAGACAGAGGACUCGGUUUCAGCGUGACGUCUGGCGGCCCACGAGGCAGGAAGACUAUUGUGAAAAGAGUCUGGGACAGAAAGCAGUGCAACUCCCUGCAGCCAGGGGAUGCUAUUGUCAAAAUCAACGGAGCAGAUGUCCAGAGUUUUAGCUCUGCACAGGUACAAACAGUUCUCCUGGAACACACCAAACUGGCAGAAGUCAUCUUGUUGGUUUACAGAGGAGGUAUCUAUCAUUCAGCCAUCUCCCCUGGCUCCAUUCGGAGACUCCCUCCACCUCUACUCCGCCCCCCUCCUCCACCUGUUGGUUCAGAUAACUCCUCUGCGUUCCCAGACGCACUGCCUAUGCACCAUACUUCCAUUAGCGCCCCUCCCUCCCCAGCCCUGAUGCGCUCCUCGCUGAUUCAGAGCACCAGUUUCUUGGAGUCGAUUCCAGUAACCCUGACCAUGGAACCCAAAGACUGGAUCAACACAGGCCUGGAGGAGGAGGCGGAUGGUGUCACAGUGCCUGAUUCCGGUCUGGAGAGGCAGGGUGAACGAACUCGGCCACUCCGAGGGUUUGAUGUGGAGCUGAGGAGAAAGCCAGGAGAGGGCUUUGGGUUUGUCAUUGCCUCUCAUGAUGUGGAGACUGGCAAAGCUGCUUCACUUCUCCCUCACCGGUUUGUGACGGUCCGUCGGAGCAGCCCAGCAGCCAAGAGUGGCCAGAUCCGGCCUGGAGAUCGAUUAGAGGCAGUAGAGGGACGCUCUGUGGUGACUCUGCCUCAUCGGGAGCUCGCUCAGAUCCUUCGUCGAGCAGGAAAUACUCUACGCCUCACCAUUGUCCCCCGUCCCAGCACCUAUACUUCAAGCCUUUCAGAAACCACUGAGUAUGACCCCGGUCACAGAAGCAGAAAGGCUCAGAGGUCGCGUCCAAAGCGUGACUCCAGGUAUUACAGCGUAGAUCUAGAUCGUGGCCAUUCAGGCUUUGGCUUCAGCCUCCGAGGGGGCAGUGAGUACAACAUGGGCCUCUACGUCCUGGGGCUGAUGGAGGGGGGGCCAGCCUCCCGGAGCCAAAAAAUGCAGGUCAGCGACCAGCUCGUGGAGAUCAAUGGGGACAGUACAGCAGGCAUGACACAUAGCCAGGCGGUCGAGCAGAUCCGCAGAGGAGGCCACCGCAUCCACCUGGUCCUCAAGAGAGGAAACGGCUACGUGCCUGACUAUGGCCAUGAGCACAGAAUCACGUCCCCCUCCCCCCUGCAUCACCCCAAGGAGCAGGGUUUGGCUGCAGUAGACUCCACCGGGCGGAAGGGGCACAGCUCCAAGCAGAAGAGGAGAAGCAGGUCUUCGAAUGGAAGCGAGAGAGCAAAAGGGACUGGAACAAGAAGGAGAAGACAGGGCUCAGAGGGAGGAGGGCACUCUGGUUUACAAAGCCCCAUCUCUGAGGAAGGAGAGAGGUCUCAGGAAGCCAGGGACAGGAGGAGGAGGAGGAGGAGAAAAAAAGAGUCUCAGAGUUUACCCAGAGUAGCCCUCAGGACAGUGAGAGGAAGGAAAGCGGAGAGGGAUAGUGGGAGGAGCAAAGGCAGAGAGAGGAAAAGUGGAAGCGUGGAGAGGGUGGCGAGAGCAGAGAGUGAAGUGAGUGAGCAAGAGGAAACGCAGGGGGUACCUGCUGUUGAGGAAAGGGUAGAAGAAAGUAUGGAAGAGGUGGACGAGAGAGAAGAGAGUGAAGUGGAUGUUUUCCUACCCAUUCCAAGUCCUAACCAAAAGCUUCCCAGACCCAAACAAAGCUGGGAGGUGGCGUAUGAUAAAAACUGGGGCAUAGCAGCAAACCACAGGGAACUGAGGAAAGAGAAGGAGUGGGAAAGGUCAUGGGAUGAAGAUGGGGGUGAAAGUAGAGAGACAGAGCUGAAUGAGGAUCAGAGAAAUGAUGAUGCACAGAGCGGGCGUGCCGAGAGGCAUUUAGCAAGUGUUGCAACAGAUCCGGUGUCACAGAGAAAGCCCUUCUCCUUCCUCACCUCCACACUGUCCGUAGAGCAACUGGGGGACGAUGAGUCAGAGUCUGGAGGCAGCCAUUCUGACAGCAGCGUGUCUGCUGCCAGCAUCUCAGGCCUUUCUCUGGCCGCCGGUCGUGGGGCCGAGGUGCUGCCAGGCCCUUGGCUCAUACCCAGCCAGCAGAGGGUGGCUCCGGUCGUAGAGGGGAACAGGCACCCUGGGAGGUGGACAGGACAGGGAGGAGGAAGAAGCGCUGUCUCUUGACUUUUAGCAGGAAGUAGAGCACGCAGACACUGAACGAUACUGUAUCAGAUUCAGUCAGUAUCACAAUUUUAGACCUCGACUUGUUUUCUGCAGCUACCCACACUACCAACAUUUUCUCUCAGUCACUUUGAUAUCAACAGUAGUAUGAAAUAUUCUUUGUGCCUUUUUUAUAGCAGACCUCUGGCUGAUGUUAAAUGUCGAUAUCACAUUUUAACUUGUAAAUGACACCAACAUGGUAAGGUUAUGUCUGUUUUUGCUGGCGAACAACAAAGACAUUGGGUUUUUUCUUAGACCAUGUAGCCCUCAGUAUGUUUCACUUUCUUCUUUACAUUUGCAGCAUUUGUGAAAGAUGUUUCCAGGACAACAAGGUAUCAAACACAUUGACUUCCUAUCUCUCACCCACGUCUCUGCAUCUCUGCAUUCAAGCUACUUUAGCAGAAGUACCCCCUAUGGUGCAAAGACUGCACAGGCACUCACUUAUACCUCAUGAAGAUACUGAGCAAUAAUAAUGCAAUCUGUCCGAGACUAUCAGCCAUCCAUUUCCACUACGCCACAUUGAUCUGGCCUGAGAGGAAACUGUGUAACAUGUCUGUACGAUAUUGUUUGUUUGAUGUGGUCUCGACUUGUAAUGUUAUAAAUGAUAUCACAGAACCUAAAAUAUUUAAUUGUGAAAAUGCAAUUCCCCUUUGACAGCAGGUGUAUAAUCUAUAUUCUGUAAAUAGUUGUAGGAAAAUAAAUGACAUAACCUAUUGUAAAUACAAUACUAACUGGAGCCAGGCCCUGAUUUCUACUGUAAUGUAAUAAGUCAUGAUAAAUCUAUAUAUACAUGCAGUAUAUCUAUAUAUUAUAUACAAAAGCUACUAAUAUUUAUUUAUUAUUGUGUGAUGAGAAUUUACGUGAAAAGUGGCUUUUGUGAAGGCUCAAAAUGUAAACACAAACUAAGAACUAUAUUGUUAUCUGCCCUAUUCGUAAAUGAAUGUUUUGUAAUAUGCUGCUUGAGUGUGGAUAUGUUGUACUCUCCUCCAGAAGUCAGCAAAAGAUGCCAAAAAUAUGCAUUUGGUGUGCAUAUUUCAAGUACUGUUAAUAUUGUGUAUGUGGGGUCAGAACAAACCCACUAUCUAGAUUCUAGAGAGUGCUGUGCACAUCGUGCCACGUACAGUUGCCUUGGUAACAUAAACCACUUCAUCCUAACCACUGAUUUUUCUUACUGUGAAAACCCUUUGCUCUGAGGUCUCUAAUAUGAGAGAGGUGGGCGGGCCGUUUAGUAAUUUCAGUCAUGCCAAAAAAAAUGCCCUUACUGUAAGUCUACAAAAAUAAUAAUCACAAGCUUCUGCAGAAUCUGAGCUCAGUGUUGCGUCUUAGAUGGCACAUCAUUUAUUUUUUGUUCUCUUUUUUAAAAAUUCUGUUGUGAAAAAAAAAACUAGCUAAAUGGAUACUGUGAGAUGUUAUUUUUCUAUGAAAUUAUCUUUUUUGAAAUACUCAGGUUUUCAGAUAUUUUGCUCUAGAUAAGCCAUUAGGAAGAAAAGCUACAAAGUGACUUCACACCAUGUUCAGAUUAUUUAGAAAUGUUUAAGCUAUGUUAUGUAGCCUAUCAUUCCUUAUGGCAGCAUUACGAGACGCAGACUGUUACAGCUGUUUGUAACCAGCCCAUAAAUAUCUAAAGAUUGAUGCUAUAAGUGAAGCCAUUCCUUCAUUUGUACCCAUUUUGAACAAACCCACAGAACUGAAAUGAAUUGCUUGGUGAGCCCUGCCCAUUGUUUGCAUUGCUGUGCUGCCCAGAAAUGGUCAUACAGUGACCAAACCAACAUACUUUAUUCCCCAAACAAAGGCCAUAAAGAGAGUAGCUUGGUAGCCUAUAUGUAAGACUUAUUUUACAAUGUUUGCUAAUUUUCUUUUUUUAGACUUUCAUUUCCUAAGAGGGAUUAUGGCUGAACUGUAAACACAUUCUAAUAAAACUCCAAAUAAACUGCUGAACCAAU
Molecule: messenger RNA, 6788 nt
Organism: Micropterus dolomieu (smallmouth bass)
Lineage: Eukaryota; Metazoa; Chordata; Actinopteri; Centrarchiformes; Centrarchidae
Gene: magixb
Product: membrane-associated guanylate kinase, WW and PDZ domain-containing protein 1
Exons: 19
Coding region: 454-4809 (1451 amino acids)
Biological process (GO): signal transduction
Cellular component (GO): cytoplasm
Molecular function (GO): protein binding
Source: RefSeq, a predicted model, not a curated record